Molecule: messenger RNA, 2374 nt
Organism: Phasianus colchicus (ring-necked pheasant)
Lineage: Eukaryota; Metazoa; Chordata; Aves; Galliformes; Phasianidae
Source: RefSeq, a predicted model, not a curated record
CGGGUGUUUGUGUUCCCGAAGCUGUCGGGAGCGACGGGAGCAGCGGGGCGGCCCGCGGGCGGAGCGGCCCCCGAGGAUGCCGUGAGCCCAAACUGAGCCAUGUGGGUCCCGCGGGAGCCCGGGCAGCGCUGGUGGCAGCGGGAGGUGCGCCGGAGGCUGCCCGUGCUCGGCUGGCUGCCGCGCUACUCGCUGUCCUGCCUGCGGCUCGACCUGACUGCCGGCGUUACCGUGGGGCUCACGGUCGUGCCGCAGGCGCUGGCGUACGCCGAGGUGGCCGGGCUGCCCGUGCAGUACGGCCUCUACUCUUCCUUCGUGGGCUGCUUUGUGUACUGCCUCCUGGGCACCGCCAAGGAUGUGACGCUGGGCCCCACUGCCAUCAUGUCCCUGCUUGUCUCGUCCUACGCCUUCCAUGACCCUGCCUAUGCUGUGCUGCUCGCCUUCCUGUCUGGCUGCAUCCAGCUGGCCAUGGGGCUCCUGCACCUCGGUUUCCUCCUGGACUUUGUUUCCUGCCCAGUCAUUAAGGGCUUUACGUCGGCUGCUUCCAUCACCAUUAGCUUCAACCAGGUCAAGAACAUCCUGGGGCUGCAGGGGAUCCCUCGGCAGUUUUUCCUGCAGGUGUAUGAAACGCUGAGGAGGAUCGGAGAGACCAGGUCAGCACUGUCCCUCCCAAAAGCACAUCCGUGGGGCUGUGCAUUUGUCACAAGUCCUCCUCCAAUUUUUGGUAGCCCAAGAGAGGAGCUCCCAGCCAGCAGCCCUGACACAUCCCAUUGCAGGGCUGGGGAUGCCAUUCUGGGGCUGUCCUGCCUGGCUGCACUCGCAGGGCUGCGGGCCAUGAAGAACCGCCUGCACCCUGCUGCCAGCACAGAGCCACUGGCUACCAGGGCCAGCAUCCCGCUCGUCCGCAGCUGUGCCACCGCACGCAAUGCCCUGGUGGUGCUGGCUGCUGGCUUGGUGGCAUACUCCUUCCAGGUGAGCGGCUCCCAACCACUGACACUCACUGGCAGUGUUCCCCGUGGGCUCCCCCCAUUUCGCCCACCACCCUUUUCCAAGGCUGUUCCCAAUGGCACUGUGCCCUUUGGCAGGAUGGUGCAGGACAUGGGGGCUGGGCUGGCCGUGGUCCCCCUGCUGGGUGUGCUGGAGACCGUCGCCAUUGCCAAAGCUUUUGCUUCACAGAACGAUUACAGGAUCGAUGCCAACCAGGAGCUGCUGGCCAUGGGCACUGCCAACAUCCUGGGCUCCUUCUUCUCUUCGUAUCCCAUCACAGGAAGCUUUGGCCGGACAGCAGUGAAUGCACAGACGGGGGUCUGCACCCCCAUGGGGGGGCUCGUCACAGGCACCCUGGUGCUGCUGUCCCUGGCUUACCUCACCUCGCUCUUCUGCUACAUCCCCAAAGCGGCGCUGGCAGCCGUCAUCAUCUCUGCUGUGGUCCCCAUGUUUGAUGCCAGGAUCUUCAGGACGCUCUGGAGGGUUAAGAGGCUGGACCUCGUCCCCCUCUGUGUGACAUUCCUGCUCUGCUUCUGGGAGGUGCAGUACGGCAUCAUGGCUGGCAUGCUGGUCUCAGGCAUCCUCCUGCUCUACUCUGUGGCCAGACCCCCGAUCAAGGUGUUGGAGCAGGGUGUGCUGCUUGUGCAGCCGGGGAGCAGCCUGCACUUCCCUGCUGCUGACCACCUCCGGGACAUCAUCCGUGACCGAGCGCUGGCAGCAUCCUCACCGUGCUUUGUCAUCCUGGAUGGCCACCACAUCACCAGCAUCGACUACACGGCGGUGGUGGGGCUGGCUGAGCUGCUGCAGGACCUGCACAAGCACAGCAUCUCGCUGGUGUUCUGCAGCCUGCAGGACCCAGUUCUCCGAACCCUGCUGGCUGCAGACUUGGAGGGAUUCCGACAUUUUCCCAGCUGGGAGGAGGCAGCACGCUGUAGCGAAGCAGAGCUGGAGGUCAGCAGGACAGCCUGCAUUGACAGCACCGGUGAGAGCUCACUGCUGCCUGCAGGGCUCAUCCAGUGAGGCAGAGCAGCAGUGUGGGGCUCGCUCUGUGCUCCAAGAGCUGCUCCCAGAGACUGCACAUCCUGUGCCUGCAAGGGCAGGCAGUGCUUGGGGGAGAGACGUGGGGACACAGGAGCGACCCGAUGGAUCCCUCAGUGACUCCAGGAUAAAGUCACCCCCUGAAGGUUCGCCCCAUCCUGGAAGAAACUGCCUUUUAAAAUCAGAUGUUUUAUUUCUGGAGGCUUUUCUUACUCCGAUACACUUCAGAGAACUGUAAAAUCUUUGAGUUCUGACACACAGAUGCACAUUUCAAGGACAUAGGAGCUACCAUGCAGCUCAAGGCCGCGCUGCAGCUCACAGUGCCAGGAAAUUAAAGCCUCUGUUAUAUGCU